Messenger RNA from Temnothorax curvispinosus, 1562 nucleotides. Its product is annotated as palmitoyltransferase ZDHHC3. Lineage: Eukaryota; Metazoa; Arthropoda; Insecta; Hymenoptera; Formicidae. Gene Ontology annotation, cellular component: endoplasmic reticulum; Golgi apparatus. Gene Ontology annotation, biological process: protein targeting to membrane; peptidyl-L-cysteine S-palmitoylation. Gene Ontology annotation, molecular function: protein-cysteine S-palmitoyltransferase activity. The record is from RefSeq and is a predicted model, not a curated record. Bases 192 to 1055 code for a protein of 287 amino acids. The transcript has 7 exons.
ACGUGUUUCGCGACGCCACGAUGCGAAACGUUAUGACGACGGACGUCGCACGUUGUCGCUUUCCACGGAUGCGUGUCCAUCGCGCUGUGACAUGCAUGUGAUUGCAGAUUUAUGCGUGUAUGAGGAGAUAUCAGUGGUUACCCUUAUGUCUUAUAAAGACUAUAGCAGUUCAGUGAAUAGUAGUUUCAACGAUGGAUUACGAUUAUAUGCCCUUUCACAGGGAGAAAGACUUUCAUAAUAGAUGUUGCGGUGGAAAGCUCUGGUGUAUCAAGGAUAUAUGUGGCAUCAUAUGUGCAGUAUUAACAUGGUUACUGAUCAUUUAUGCGGAGUUUGUAGUGAUGGCAGUGAUUCUUAUUCCUACGAUAAAUACGAUAUAUUCUAGCUUAAAUAUGGCCAUUUUCCAAUCUCUAGCAUUCCUGGCCUUUGCGUCGCACCUAAGAACCAUGUUUACAGAUCCGGGUGCAGUGCCAAAAGGCAAUGCAACGAAAGAGAUGAUACAACAAAUGGGAUUUAGAGAUGGACAGGUUAUUUUUAAGUGUCCAAAAUGUUGUUCUAUUAAGCCUGACAGAGCUCAUCAUUGCUCUGUUUGCCAAAGAUGCAUCAGGAAAAUGGAUCACCAUUGUCCAUGGGUUAACAAUUGUGUAGGAGAAAAUAAUCAAAAAUACUUCGUACUUUUUACUUUUUAUAUAGCGGGCAUAUCACUGCAAUCCCUGUUUCUAUGUAUACAACAAUUUACCACGUGUGUCAGGCAAGAAUGGAGGGAAUGCUCCACAUUCAACCCACCAGCGACGGUGGUGUUAUUGUUAUUUCUAGCAUUCGAGGCACUCUUAUUUGCCAUUUUUACUGCUGUGAUGUUAGGCACGCAAUUGCAAGCUAUUUGGAAUGACGAAACUGGUAUAGAACAACUUAAAAAAGAAGAAGCCAGAUGGGUACGCAAUAGCAGAUGGAAAUCGAUUCAAGCGGUCUUCGGAAGAUUUUCGAUAGCUUGGUUUUCUCCCUUUACCUCGCCUCCUAACGCAAAGACGAAAUUAGAUUCUUAUUUAUAUUCCGUUUGAAUUAUAUUUUGAUACAUAUAACCAUGACUUACAUAUAUAGAGGCAUAUUUAAGAUAUAUAAAUAUUAAUGAUGUUCGAUUAGUAUACAGGCUUGGUCUCAGAACUGAGACGAACUAAAACUUUUCUUUUAAGUGAAGAGAAAUGAUACAAGAGAAUUUUUGCAUAAUUUCUAGGAUUAUUAUGUAAUUAGGAUAUAAGGAGAUUGAAUUUAUCAUAUUGAGAAUCUUGUAUUCUCGCAAAUCUCGCAAAUUUUAUAUAUCAGUUUUCAAAGUUUUGUUUAUGAAAAAAUAUAUCUUUGUGAUAGUAAAAGUAUUGAAGGUUAAAAGUUCGCAAUAUUUAAUAUAAUUAAUUAUUAUAAUUGACUAUUUACACCUUUUGUAAAGAUUUUAUUUAUUAUUAUUAUUAUACCGGUUUAUUUUAUAUAUGUAUGUAUCAGAGAAUUUCAUAUAAUGGUUGUAUAGCUAAAACAAUUCUUGCAAUUAUAAGAGAUAAGAGGUAAGUUAAUAC